This is a messenger RNA of Sorex araneus (European shrew), 3662 nucleotides long. RefSeq names its product TIA1 cytotoxic granule associated RNA binding protein like 1 (gene TIAL1). Gene Ontology annotation, cellular component: cytosol. The record is from RefSeq and is a predicted model, not a curated record. Lineage: Eukaryota; Metazoa; Chordata; Mammalia; Eulipotyphla; Soricidae. Gene Ontology annotation, molecular function: DNA binding; mRNA binding. The transcript has 12 exons. Bases 308 to 1495 code for a protein of 395 amino acids.
CGGCCCCCCGUGCAGGCCGCCGCGGCCGGCCCGAGCGGUGACCUGGCGGGCCGCGCCUGCGCCCUGCCCCGUUUCCUGCCUGGCUGGUGGCGGCGGCCAUUUUGUCCAUCCUCCUCCUCCUCCUGCUCCUCCUGGUUGGAGCGCAGUGUCCGGAGCGGGCUGGGGGGAGAGAGACCUAGCGCAGGGUUCGGUGCCUCUGCCCCGGUGCCCGGCCGUGGCCCGGAGCCCCCCUCCCCUUCCUCCCCGCCCCCUCCCCUCCCCGGCCCUGCCCUCCCCCCGCUCCCGGGAUCGCUCCGUCGCACCCACCAUGAUGGAAGACGACGGGCAGCCCCGGACCCUAUACGUAGGUAACCUCUCGAGAGAUGUGACCGAAGUCCUCAUCCUUCAGUUAUUCAGUCAGAUCGGGCCCUGUAAAAGCUGUAAAAUGAUAACAGAGCAACCCGAUAGCAGAAGGGUCAACUCUUCUGUUGGAUUUUCUGUUUUGCAGCAUACAAGCAAUGACCCAUAUUGCUUUGUGGAAUUUUAUGAACACAGAGAUGCAGCUGCUGCAUUAGCUGCUAUGAAUGGGAGAAAAAUUUUGGGAAAGGAGGUCAAAGUAAACUGGGCAACAACACCAAGUAGCCAGAAAAAAGAUACUUCCAAUCACUUCCAUGUGUUUGUUGGGGAUUUGAGUCCAGAAAUUACAACAGAAGAUAUCAAAUCAGCAUUUGCCCCUUUUGGUAAAAUAUCGGACGCUCGUGUAGUUAAAGACAUGGCGACCGGAAAGUCCAAAGGCUAUGGUUUCGUGUCUUUCUAUAACAAACUGGAUGCAGAAAAUGCCAUUGUGCAUAUGGGAGGCCAGUGGCUGGGCGGCCGGCAGAUCAGAACCAACUGGGCCACACGCAAACCGCCUGCGCCUAAAAGCACACAAGAAAGUAAGGAAGAUAACACUAAGCAGUUGAGAUUUGAAGAUGUAGUAAACCAGUCAAGUCCUAAAAAUUGCACAGUGUACUGUGGAGGAAUUGCUUCCGGGUUAACAGAUCAGCUUAUGAGACAGACGUUCUCACCGUUUGGGCAGAUUAUGGAAAUCCGAGUUUUUCCAGAAAAGGGCUAUUCAUUUGUCAGAUUUUCCACCCACGAAAGCGCCGCCCAUGCCAUUGUGUCGGUGAAUGGUACCACGAUUGAAGGACAUGUUGUUAAAUGCUAUUGGGGUAAAGAAUCUCCUGAUAUGACUAAAAACUUCCAACAGGUCGACUAUAGUCAGUGGGGCCAGUGGAGCCAAGUUUAUGGGAACCCGCAACAGUAUGGACAGUAUAUGGCAAAUGGGUGGCAGGUACCGCCUUACGGGGUCUACGGCCAGCCGUGGAACCAGCAAGGAUUUGGAGUAGAUCAAUCACCUUCUGCUGCUUGGAUGGGUGGAUUCGGUGCUCAGCCCCCCCAAGGACAAGCCCCUCCCCCCGUGAUACCUCCCCCCAACCAAGCUGGGUAUGGCAUGGCGAGUUACCAGACACAGUGACUAGCUGGGACUCUGAGCAGAAUCACAGUUCACGAGAGCUUCAGUUUCCUGUGACACCCUGAAGACACGAACGGAGACAGCGGAAAAUGGAAAUAUUUAUUUUAAAAAAUGGAAAUGUUUGGAACCUUUAGCACAGCUUUGCUUGGGUGAAGGACACAUGUCUUCUAGUUCUGCCUUUUUAAGUUUUUGUUCAUGAUGGAUAUGAACAUGAUUUUUCUUUGUGUACAAAAACUAAAAAUAAAGUCAAUAAAGACAAUUCUGACUAAAAAUUUUGAUAUAAGAAAUGGGUAAUACAUUUUGAUUCUUAGAUACUAUUCCAUUUUUAUCUUGCUGUUCAGUAUUUUAAUUCACUGUGUUUUUCAAAGAGCAAAAACGGGAGGAUCGUGGCAAUCUGGGAAUCAUAUAUAAGUUCAUCCUGAGCCUUGAUACUCCCCACCCUUACCCCAGCCAAGGUGGACCACAUUCGAAGUCAGCAGGAAAAGUGAGAUAUUCAGAAGAAAUGCAGGAUUUUGGAGUCGCUUUGGAGGAAAAUUUUUUCGGUGCCUAAAGAAACUGAAGCCAGACGAUAAAGAAAUGUUGCCGCCUGAAUAAGGAGCAGCGCUGAGUUCCUUGAAUGAAUGUCGGUGGUCCACAGCAGACAUAUUUUUUAAAUUAAAAAAAAAUGUGGGUUAUUAAAACUAUAGUAAAUUAUAUUUCAUUUUGGGGGGGAGAUUCCAAGUAUGGUGUUUGUAUAAAAAUCAGACAGUCCUACUUUUACAUGAAGUUUAAAUGAUAUACAUUGUAAAUACUGAAUAAUAACUACAGUGUUUAAAAAGCAUGCUUCAACAUAGAAGUAGCAGCAAUAUAAUUAUCUGAAGUAACACUUAAGAGCUCACUCCACUGCAUUAAAUGCAGUGGAUUGAUAAAAAUGUUUAAAACUGACAUCUCCAAGGUUGGCUACUAUGUAAAAUUAAAAUUAUACAAAUUACUAUACAGAAAGCCUUAAUUUUAAUUUCAUACCAAUCUUUGAUGCAUCUUAAACGGUUGGAAAUUAGAUUUCUUUUACCUUUUUUUUUUUGGUUUAUAUCACUUGGUAUGUAAAUACCUUUAUGAAAACCUUGUAAACCUAUUUCGGGGUUUCAAUAGGUUUCAAUCAGUUGUAUAGUACAAAUGUUUUUUUAAAAAUUCUUGUGUUUUUUUUUUUAAUCAGAUCUAUUUUGCCCAGUAAUUUUUUAUUAAAUAAAAACACUAAGACAUCUUAGUUUAGUGUAUCAGCAUAUUAAUUGAAUAUUCAGCUUACAAUAAUACACAGAGUUGCAGUUUCCAUUCCUUCCCCUCAUGCGUGUGUCGUGUGCGUGAAUGAGCAGCCUUUAGCACGCGUGCAGUUGGACUGGACGAGAUAAGCUCAAGAUUUGUUUCUGGGCUAUUUUUCAGGCUAUCUGGAUAAAAUCUGCCUCAAAAUUUCUAUCAAAACAAGAAUGUAAAAUAGGUGAUAUCCUGUGUUUGAGUUCUGACGAGGGGGGAGGGUGCAAGUGUUUCAACGGUGCAUUUGAAAUGGUGGAGACUGGGCACCAAAAAUGCAAAAAUACUACUUUACUAUUACAUAGUAAGAUGCCGCUGGCACCCACAGAUGACUAUUUUUUAAACUUUUGAACUCUUUAAUUAGCUUUAAAAAUGAUGGUUUUAUAAAUUGGUGACAGCACUUAUUUUAUUAUUAUGUUCCUUUCCCUGUUUAGAAGCAGAGCCAAAUGUAUUCAUCACCAUGAAAACCCCCAGGUUCUAGAGUCCUUCAUCUUGGAGCCAGUGUUUUUAUGCAUUUCAGUUUCCACCACGCUCAUCCUCGAUCCCAUUGUCCCAUUAUAAAACCUACCCUUAUUCCGUUGCUCCGUGGCUAAUGUCUUUGCGGGGGUGUUAUGGAAGAGUUAACUUUAUAUUUUGUAAGGAGAACACUAUCAAUUAUGCCUCCUGGUUAAAAAUAUCUUGAAUACAUGUGAAACUUGAACAAUUAAAGACUUUUUUUUAAAUAUAUAUAUUGAUAAAAGUCUAUUAAAUUCUCCAUUUGCCUUUUUUGGAUCUACCAGUAAAUCAAGUAGCUUAUUGAGAUAACAAAUAUAGCCACAGUGUUUCUUAGUUGUAUAUUCUGUUGAUUUAAUAAAAUUAUCUAAACUAGUUAUAUUGCCAUAAUAAA